Colletes gigas is the source of this 2331-nucleotide messenger RNA. It is a transcript of the gene Su(var)3-9, whose product is annotated as eukaryotic translation initiation factor 2 subunit 3, Y-linked-like. Gene Ontology annotation, cellular component: nucleus; eukaryotic translation initiation factor 2 complex; cytosol. The coding region runs from base 99 to 2174 and encodes 691 amino acids. Gene Ontology annotation, biological process: positive regulation of translational fidelity; formation of translation preinitiation complex. The record is from RefSeq and is a predicted model, not a curated record. NCBI's taxonomy places the organism in Eukaryota, Metazoa, Arthropoda, Insecta, Hymenoptera, Colletidae. The transcript has 4 exons. Gene Ontology annotation, molecular function: protein binding; translation initiation factor activity; tRNA binding.
UGGUAGUCUGUUCUGUAUUCUUGUUUUUAAAUGAGGUAUUGCCUUUUUUGAAGUGUUCUUCGCGUGGUUUACGUGUUACAAGUACUGACUUGGUGAUUAUGGGUGGUGAAGAACGCUUGGGGGUGACUACCGGUCAACCAAAUCUUUAUAAACAAGAUCUUUCGAAGCUAGAUGUUAGUACAUUGACUGCAUUAUCACCCGAAGUCAUCAGUAGACAAGCAACAAUUAAUAUUGGUACUAUUGGUCAUGUAGCGCAUGGAAAAUCCACAAUUGUUAAAGCCAUAUCAGGAGUACAGACUGUUCGUUUUAAAAAUGAAUUAGAAAGGAACAUUACAAUUAAACUUGACGCUCGUGCAGGGGACGGUACCAAAGGGAAACAAGAAGACACUCUUGGCAAGAUGAGCGAAAAUCGUAUGUCUUCUAAACAUGAAAAAAGACCAGCUUCUCCAGGAAACAUUCAACCUCACGCCAAACAACCGAAGUACGAACAGAAAUUAAUUUCUUCCGCGGAAAAUGUUAACGACCAUGAUACAUCGACAAGAAGUUUAUGUAGCAGCAAUGCCUCCUUCAAUCAGAAAAUCGGAAAAGAGAUAAAAAACGAGAACGAAGACAGAAAAGACUUGCAUCGUUUUAAGAGUCUAAAAACUGGCGUAAAAAGUAAAAGACUGAAUACAUUAAACAUUAAUAAUAGUACUAGCACUAAUGAUAAAAGUGAUAUCGAGAAGUUGCAACUACAGUACAAUUUAGGAAACGUUAAGUUAAAAGAAUUAAGGAUCAUAUUGAAGGAUAUGAAAUACGAUAGUAAAAAUCGAAAAAAUGCAUUGUCGUCGGAAAACAAUUUAUGGGAAGUAGAAAAGAUUCUUGAGAAAAGAGAAGAGGAUGGGAAGUUAAAUUAUUUAAUCAAGUGGAAGAAUUGGAACUCGGCGUACAACAGCUGGGAACCAGUAUCGAAUUUAAUAAAUUGUAUGGAUAUAUUAGAAGACUUUGAGACGGAUGGAUUGAGAUUGCUCAAUUGUAUCAAGGAAAAAGUGAAUUUUUAUCCAAACGAUGAAGACAUCGAUGAAUUCUUAAGGAAACUUAGAUAUAAGGGGACAAUGAUGACGUCCAUUUUUCAAGAACAAACUAAAUUAUUUUCUACUAUAAAAAAGUUCUUAAAACAGCAGGGGAUCUCUAAAGUUGGUAACAUGAAGACUGUAAAAGAUUGUAUUCUUUAUAUGUCAAUUUGUGACACGAGAGAAAAGCAGUUGAAUUCGUUGAAUGUCUGGGAAAACGAAAUUAACAAUAUCACCAAAGGGAAACCCUUCAUACGGGUGGAGAAUGUGGUGGACCUAGAAGAAGCGCCUAAAGAUUUUUAUUAUAUAGAUGAAUAUUUACCCGGUGCAGGGGUGGUAAUACCCAAUGAUCCACCUAUUGGCUGCGAAUGUAACACUUGCAAUUUCAAGACAAAUUGUUGUUUUACUCAGUACGACGGAUACUGCCCAUAUACCACAACAUGCAAGAUACGAGUUUCACCCGGGACGCCGAUUUAUGAAUGCAAUAAACGGUGCACUUGCGACAUCGGGUGCAUGAAUCGAGUGGUGCAACGUGGUACCGAGAUGAAGCUUUGUAUUUUUAGAACUAUCAAUGAUAGAGGCUGGGGCGUAAAAACUUUACAAACGAUUAAAAAGGGAUCUUUUGUGACUCAAUACGUCGGGGAAGUUAUCACAAAUGAAGAAGCUGAGAAACGUGGUAAAGAAUACGACGCCGCCGGUAGAACUUACCUCUUUGAUUUAGAUUAUAACGAGACUGAAGAUCAGUGUCCUUAUACCGUCGACGCUGCCGUAUAUGGCAACGUUUCUCAUUUCAUUAAUCAUUCCUGUGACCCGAACCUAGCGGUUUAUGCCGUUUGGAUCAAUUGUCUUGAUCCUAAUCUCCCUAAGCUCGCCUUAUUCGCGACCAGAGAUAUCAAGAAGAACGAAGAGAUUACUUUUGAUUACACGUGCCAGACCUCAAGAAACAGCGAAAAUUCUAUAAGACAAGAUGUAUCUAUGACAAAUAAUUUAAAUAUAAAUAUCAUUACCACGGAAUCUCAAAAAGAGUUUGAAAUACGACCAGAUACACCUGAAUCCGACUUGUCAAAUAAUAAAACUUUAUGCAAAUGCGGUGCCCGGAAUUGUAGGCGAUAUUUGUUUUAAACACAUUACAUAAGUAUUAGAUAAUGUUAUGUGACUACUGACUUCAGUUUUAACUGUUUUAAGAAUCUUAUUGAGAACUAUCUAUUGUUUCCAGGAUUAAGGAACUUGUUUGUUACUAGGAAAUGAAAGUCGACAAUUGUAAUUUAUUGUUCACUUU